Molecule: messenger RNA, 2714 nt
Organism: Epinephelus moara (kelp grouper)
Lineage: Eukaryota; Metazoa; Chordata; Actinopteri; Perciformes; Serranidae
Gene: rnf208
Product: ring finger protein 208
Exons: 2
Coding region: 1890-2666 (258 amino acids)
Biological process (GO): protein ubiquitination
Molecular function (GO): ubiquitin protein ligase activity
Source: RefSeq, a predicted model, not a curated record
CAGCGAGAGAGAGCAGCGAGAGAGACAGAGAGGGAGUGUGUGUGUGUGUUAGUGUGUGUGUGUUUGAGAGAGAGCGAAAGAGAGACAGAAGGGGGUGGGCAGGCAAAACAAGCCACAUGCAUAAGGAGGGAGCCAGAGGCACAGAGACAGAGAGGGAGAGUGUGUGAGUGUGUGCAUCAUGUAUGUGUGAAAACACUGCGCAUGUGUGACUGUGAGGCGCACUGAGCGGAGCAGACGGAGACGGAGAAAGAGGAGUAAUGAACGGCAGCUGAGGCAGGAGGAGAGAUAACAGCACAGGAGAGGGAAAGAAGGAGACAAGAGGUUCACCUGGAGAACAGAAGAGAAACACAGGAAGAGAAGAGGAGGACGUACAUGCAGAGAGACAGCGCAGAAGCUUCACUGCACAGAAUAAGCUGAAUAAUUUGAGAGGUUUAGGAAGAGGGAUGGAGAAGGAGAGACCAGAGGGAGACGCUCAGCCACAGCUCGGAGGAGAAGGGGUAGGAGAGUGAAGGACAAAAGGUACCAGAGAGGAGAGGAGAAGAGGAACGAGGGAUGCGGAGCUCGACGAAAGCAGCCCGAGACAUGACGCAUCCACCUUGCAACAGCUUCCUCCAUCUUACACCUCCUCCCUCCACUGCUGCUCGCUGCUCAUCCUGCUAGAAUCGAAUGGGCAGGAGAGAGCAUCCUCCCCCCGAACAAAGAGACCGAGCGGUUUAUCUUCAGAGAGCAGUAUCAGCAACAUCGACGGCAACGGCUGGAACGGGAGGCGAGAAAGGACUGGAACAAGACAAGUGCGCAGUCACACAGGUAGAUGGACCAAAGGAAUCCUGAGGGCACGUUAUGAGUCCGAGACACUGAAAUAAGGGAGACAAGCACAGAGGCAUCUUUCAGACUGUUAUCACUUCUGCUCAGUUGGGAGGACUAAUCUGAAAAUAAAAAAAACCCCUCCACUCCCACCUCUGAGGAAUUCAGGAGCCUUGGAGCUUGAAGGAGUCAUUCCAACAGCUUUCUGGAGCAUUAUAGGAAACCUCCCCAAAAAAAGAGCUCCUCCCUGUUUCUUAUCAACAAUCCACUGAGAGGGUCAAACAGGGUCGCCUGGCCAAACUGGACCAAGAGCAGAGAGAAAGACUGGAGCUUGCUCUUUCUCUCUCACGCACUCGAGUCGAUGUGUAACACACCCGCAGCCAAAAACAGGAAGUAAAGCGGGCGUCUAAGUGAGAACCACGUGUGAAGGCUAGUUUGAGAAGGCAAUGGGUUUUCUUGGCAGGCCACAGGAUAUAGUUUAAGACAAUACCUCUUGGACUUCUCUGAACUGCCUGAACUUAAUUCCCCCCUCUACGCUGUGAAUGCAGAAACCUACCAACCUGUACUGUAUGUGUAAAUGUGAGCAUCUGUGUGCAUAUGAGAUUAUUUAUUAGUGUCAUCACUGAGUGAGAACAUAUCUUUGUGCUAAACUGUCCUUGUGUGUGAAUAUACAUUUCUGCAAAUAGCCAUCAGAGACAGCACAGGAACAGGAACAUCAGCAUACGUGAGUGAAAACAACAAAAAAAACUACCUUUAAGUAGUCAACACUGGUCGCAUACGGUAAGCUGGACUGUUAAAUCAUCUGUACAUAUCAGCAGUGACAGAAUAAGAGCUUCAGAUUGUGGUGCUCUGGCUGAGCUCCUCUAUCUGUCUGCCCCUCAUAAAGACUCAGGCUGACAGAAACGCCCACCAGGCGGGGGAUCUCUGAGGGAAACAUGGAGGCAACCAUCCGUCCUCAUGUCCCCUCGAAUGGCUGACUUCAGAGAAAGAGCCUAAUCUUUUUCCCCGUGCCCAGAAUCAGGCAGGGGUGUCCAGUGCUGAUUAGAGCCACAGCCCCUCUCUCUUCCGCCUCCAAAAACGUGCGAAUGUCCUGCCUCAGGCGUCAGCCCGUCACCAUCCCCAUGGACACCGUCAAGAUCAUCCAGUCGGAGAAGUUCCCCAGAGAGUGCCCUGUGCCCGUCACCCAGCCGCGCUACGCCCCACCCCCCAGAGUGGCUUGGGAUGGCGGAGGUGAAGGCGAGAUCAUUGUCAACCAGGCCUGCAGUGACCUGACCCUGGACAUCACAGGGUCCCCCCGGCCUAUGGUGUCCCCCUCGGCCCCCGUGAUGCGCAGGGAGCAGAGCUUCCUGGCGCAGCGCAAAACCAGUGCCAACGAAAUCUGCUACCACCAGUUCCACUACAAGAUGGAAGACGUCAUAGUCAACCAGUACGUGCUGCGCUCCUCCUCCACCUCCUCCUCCACUUCCUCCUCCUCCUCCUCGGGACCCGUGAUGCCCUGCGAGCCCCUGGACUGCCCCACCUGCGGCCACACCUACAACUUCGCCGGCAAGCGUCCGCGCAUCCUCUCCUGCCUGCACUCGGUGUGUGAGGAGUGCCUGCAGAUCCUCUACGAGUCCUGUCCCAAGUACAAGUUCAUCUCCUGCCCCACGUGCAGGCGCGAGACAGUGCUGUUCACUGACUAUGGCCUGGCUGCUCUGGCCAUCAACACCAGCAUCCUGAGCCGCUUGCCCUCUGACCCUAAUGGGCCAGUGCAGUGGGGCGGGGACGCCGACCGCAGCUGCUACCAGACUGUGCGCCAAUACUGCCAGUCAGCCUGCACCUGCCAGAUCGCCAACCCCUUGUCCUCCUGUGGCAUCAUGUAGACAAGGGGGGACACUGCAGGCAUGACUCGACGCUGCGCCCCCCCCCCC